AUGGCUGUGGCAUCACUCUUUUGUUUCCCUUGCUCCCUUUUUGGAUCGCCUAACUUAACCAGACCCGGUGUUCAAUCCAGUUUGUUGUCUUGGAAUGGAGAUUUACAUGGAAAUUGGAGAAAACUUUCAGAUCGCGUUAAGAGUCAUCAACAAAGCGAUUUUCACCGUAACUGUUAUCUCCAAUGGAAAACAGCUACGAUUCACUUGAAAAGUCAAAAGUCCAUUGAGCAUCAGUUAGAAAAACAAAUUGGAGAUGAAACAAAGCGAUGGAAAGUAAUUUUACAAUGCAUUCUUGACGUCACAAUUUUUCUAGCUUCAAGAAACUUAGCUUUUAGGGGAUCCAAUCAAAAGUUGUUCAAAAAUGGGAAUGGAAACUUCCUUGGAGCGCUCGAAUUAAUUGCUCGCCACAACAAAACAUUACAAGAUCAUAUGCAUCUUAUUGCUAAGCACCAAGAAGAAAAAAAUCGCAUGCAAGCUCAUUAUUUAUCUUGGAAAUCACAAAAUGAAUUUAUCAAGGAAUGCGGCAAAUUAGUGGUUCGAGAAGUUAUUCGAGAAAUCAAAAAAUCAAUAUAUUUCACCAUCAUUACGGACAGCGUCCCACAGCGACUGUGGGAGGUCAAAGAAAGAUUCCUUAAGCUAGAAGAACUUGAAAAGAAGAAGGGAUCUGAUAUAACAAAGUUGAUAUUGAAUGUGUCGGAAGAGAAUGAGCUCGACAUAAAAAAUUGUCGUGGUCAAGGCUACGACAACGGCGCUAAUAUAGCAGGUAUUUACAAUGGAGUUCAAGCUUUGAUAAAACAGAAUAAUCCACAAGCAAUUUUCAUUCCUUGCUCUGCUCACAGUUUGAACUUAUGUGCAGUACACGCUAUUGAAUCAUCGGCUCCUGCAAAAUCCUAUUUUGGAAAUAUUCAAAAGCUAUACAAUCUGUUCAGCAGCAGCCCAGUUCGUUGGAAAGUUCUUCAGGAGGAGACAGGCCAAUCAUUACAUAAACUUUCUGUUACACGAUGGAGUUCAAGGAUUGAAUCAGUUAAGCCACUAGCAAAAAAGCCAAGAGAGAUUUUGAAAUCAUUACAUCGUCUAAAAGAGUUAGACCUUCCAGGCGAAAUUAAUAACGUGAGUCUUCUGCUUCAAUCCACUCAACUCACUCUUGAUGAUGAAGUAAAGAUUCUAAAUGGCCUUUUGAUGGAUCUGGAUCGAAUCCGUCUGUCUUGGGACCUGAUUUUGAUAGAGGCAACAGAAGUUGCAAAGAACUUGAAAUUUGAUAAAAUAAUGUUUACUGUGAAGAGAACGCGAAAAAAGAUCGUCUCAGAUGAAACUGCUGGUUACAACCACGAAGAAGCAUCAAAAAACUUUGAGUGUAAUGUCUUCAAUGUUGCACUCGACAAUCUGACUAGUCAAAUGAGAUCAAGAUUUAAAGUAAUAGAAGAGGAAUGUAGCAAGUUUUCCUUCCUUUGGUCUUUACAGAAAUCUCAAACAGACCAUGAACUAGGUUUAAAAGCUGAGAAUCUGGCUAAACUUUACCCAGAAGACUUAUGUAAAAACGAAUUUUCUGAUGAAGUUCGGCAUUUCUUUUCCGUAAGAAGAAAUAUUCUAGCCAGCGAAAAGCCUGUCGAACUUCUAAAUGAAGUUUAUGCAAAGGGGCUGUAUUCAAUAUUUCCGCAAGUGUGUGUUUCUCUUAGAAUCUUUCUAACAUUGCCCGUUUCAACAUCUGAAGGAGAAAGAUCUUUCAGCAAGUUAGCUAUCAUCAAAGAUUAUCUUCGUUCCACAAUGGGCCAGGAGCGAUUGUGCUACUUGAUGAUUCUUUCAAUCAAAUCAGAUUUAGCCAUUAACGUUAAUUAUGAAGAAGUUAUUUCAAAUUUUGCUGCUAAGUAG
Molecule: messenger RNA, 1869 nt
Organism: Hydra vulgaris (swiftwater hydra)
Lineage: Eukaryota; Metazoa; Cnidaria; Hydrozoa; Anthoathecata; Hydridae
Source: RefSeq, a predicted model, not a curated record